Funneliformis caledonium is the source of this 189-nucleotide messenger RNA. NCBI's taxonomy places the organism in Eukaryota, Fungi, Glomeromycota, Glomeromycetes, Glomerales, Glomeraceae. The record is from the annotation of a GenBank genome assembly.
AAAAGAUCUUAUACUUCGUCAAGAUGGAGAUUAGAGCUUAUAUUGCAUAAAGAAAAAAAGAAUCAAGGUGGAGCUUUUUAUAGAAAUAAACAUGGAAAAACAAAUUCACGACAUAUUCCUAUACCUUCAGAUACAUUUAAUUAUCAAUAUACACCAGCUAAAGAUAUUCUUUUAUUUUGUGACUUUUGA